Messenger RNA from Triticum aestivum (bread wheat), 1003 nucleotides. Its product is annotated as peroxidase 57. NCBI's taxonomy places the organism in Eukaryota, Viridiplantae, Streptophyta, Magnoliopsida, Poales, Poaceae. The transcript has 2 exons. The coding region runs from base 20 to 1003 and encodes 327 amino acids. Gene Ontology annotation, molecular function: heme binding; peroxidase activity. Gene Ontology annotation, biological process: hydrogen peroxide catabolic process; response to oxidative stress. The record is from RefSeq and is a predicted model, not a curated record.
UCUAGCUUGCUAGGCAACGAUGGGGCACACAAAGGCAGCAGUGCUAGUGGUGGUGCUCGCCGUCGCUGUGCUUGGGCUUGCCACCGAUGGCCAGGCGCAGCUGCAGAACGGGUUCUACACGGGCAAGUGCCGCGGCAACGACGUGGAGGCGGUGGUCCGGGGUAUCGUCAAGGCCCGCUUCUCCCAGGACAACGCCAUCGUCGCCCACCUCCUACGCUUGCUGUUCCACGAAUGCGGCGUCAAUGGCUGCGACGGCGGGCUGCUGAUCGACGGCCCCGGCACAGAAAAGACGGCAAACCCGAACCUGAGCGUGAAGGGCUACGACCUCAUCGCCACCAUCAAGAUGGAACUCGAGAAGCGGUGCCCGGGCGUCGUAUCCUGCUCCGACAUCGAGAUCCUCGCAACCAGGGACGCGGUGAAUGCGUCCACGGGACAAGGAUACGCGGUGCGCACCGGGCGCAGGGACCGCCGGCGGUCCAUAGCCACCGACGUGAAACUUCCGGGGCCAGAUUUCACGGUUCCGCAGGCAGCCGCUUUCUUCCGCACGCUCGGUCUCAGCUCGGACGACAUGGUCGUUCUGCUGGGCGCACACACGGUUGGCGUCACGCACUGCGGCAUGAUCAAGAAGAGCCGUCUUUAUAGCUAUGGCGGCAAGGCCGGUGCAACGGACCCGAGCAUGGACCCGGAGCUAGCGUCCACCUACAAGACAUAUGUGUGCCCCAACACGGCGUCCUCCGACAACAACAUCGUGUUCCUAGACGACCGGUCCAGCGCGUCCAAGCUGGACAACAGCUUCUACAAGAUGCUGCAGCGCCGCCGCGGCGCGCUCAUGGUCGACCAGAACCUCUACACCGACGGCUCCACGCGCUGGAUGGUCGACAGGCUCGCCAACACUGACCACUUCCGCUGGCUCUUCCCGCAGGCUCUCGCCAAGCUGGGGGAGGUCAACGUGCUUACCGGCACACAGGGAGAGGUCCGCAGGGUCUGCAGCAGGUUCAACUGA